Messenger RNA from Labeo rohita (rohu), 2504 nucleotides. RefSeq names its product CD209 antigen-like protein C. The coding region runs from base 185 to 1033 and encodes 282 amino acids. The transcript has 5 exons. NCBI's taxonomy places the organism in Eukaryota, Metazoa, Chordata, Actinopteri, Cypriniformes, Cyprinidae. The record is from RefSeq and is a predicted model, not a curated record.
UUCGCUUUCUAGAUUCGCUUAUAGCUGGUUUGAACUUAAGUGUCUGAUGUCACAUUUGUUUUCACACAUUGACCACAACUGUGUUUCCCACUGGUGUUAAAAGAAGAGAAGCGCUGACUACUUAAACACAUCUACAUAGGAAUAAGGAACUAAAUGGUUUAAUGUUUGAUAGUUAAAGAGCAACAUGUCUGAUGAUAUUUAUGAUGACGCCAUUGGGAUAGAGACUGAGGCAAUGAAGAAAGAGAAACUGGAUAUGACAGUGGAGAUCUAUGAGAGCGCAGAUCAUUUGAGAGAUCAGGACUUCAGGACAGAGACAAACACACACAAACCACUACAGCAAACAGGAAGUGAUUCAGUGAGGAUCCGAAACUACAGAGCAGCUGUAGUGUGUUUGGUGCUGCUGUGUGUUCUUCUGCUGACUGCAGUCAUAGUGCUGUGUGUCCACAUCCAUACAAACAGCACAAACUACACAGAAGAGACACACCAGCCACUAACCAAUAUCACCAACCUUAUAGAAGAGAGAGAUGAGCUACUGACAAAUGAAAAGGAUGGAUUAUUAAUCAAGAAUGACAACCUGACUAAACAAAGAGAGCAGUGUUUCCAGGAGAGAAAUUACCUGGUGGAGAGUCUUCAAAAAAUAGAUGGACGAUUAUACUAUAAUUCUAGUUUUUACUUCAUUUCCUCUGAGAAAAAGAGCUGGAAUGAGAGCAGAAGAUAUUGUACUGAAGAGAAAGAAGCAGAUCUGAUCAUCAUAAACAACAGAGAGGAACAAGAGUUUGCAAAAAAGUUUUCCCAUGGUAAUCCAUUCUGGAUUGGUCUGACUGACAGUGAUGUGGAGGACUCAUGGAAAUGGGCUGAUGGCAGCACACUGACCUCUGGGUUCUGGGCGACCAAUGGAAAAACACCAGAGCCAAAUGGAAAACGAGAUGAGAACUGUGCUGUGACUUGUUUAAGAAAUCACCCUCAAUUAAUAGGGUGGAUUGAUGUUACUUGCAAUGGUGAUUAUCAAUGGAUCUGUGAGAAAAGUAUAUGACCCUAGGAAUAUCAGUCCCAGAAAAAAAGCAACUUACUGUAAAUACACAAGCAAACUAGGAUCAUUAAUGACACAUCAAUGGUCCAACAUAUGAGAGAGAGUCUAAACAUGAUUUCUAACACCCUGUCACUAGGACAAAACUGAACAGGAUCAUUUUACGGCAGGCAUAAACAGAGGGUCUCUAAAGUUUAUGUAAUAUUCUAGGUUUAGUGGCAUAAUACUGUAAUUUCCACUUGUACCUCCAAAAAAUGGGGCAAAUUCAUAAACGCUGAAAAACUUCAAUGCACAAAUAAACACAAGAUUUAAGGCAGCUACACUGAGUUUGUUGUGUUCCUCUCAUGCUACUAUAAGACUUUUAAGACAACCAAAUGUUUGUUUUCUAGAGAUUUUCUAACCUGAUUUCUCCUCUUACAUUUGCUUUGUCAAUGCUGAUCUAAGAAGAGGAACAACAACAGCAUGAAAGCUCAUUUACCACCAUGUGUGUCAUAAUCAGGAAGUUGGUCAUGAAUUAUUGGCAGUGUGAGAGUUCAGUAAGGUACUCCAACAGUGUCUCCACUGUCUCAUCUGUCCUAAACACACAAAAAGAUUUAAAUUCUGGAGCAGUGGAGAGCCUAAUAGUAGGCUGGGUAAUGAAGUGUUGUGUUUAAAUCAUCAAGGUGAGCAGAUACUUUUUUUAUUGGAUCUGGGGGAAGAGCAUUUUAAAAUCAAGUCAAUACACUGAAUUCUGUCUUUAAGAGUGAAUCAUCAAAUCAUUCAUUCAAAAGGUUCUUUCAACUACGCUGAUUUAUUUAGUUGUUUUCUCUAGCAGCUAGCUGUUGAGUGUACAACAGUUGUGCAAUAGUUAUUGCAGUGCAUUAUGGGAUUGAAUGAGUGCUCUAUAGGGGGCACAACACUCACUGAAUCAUUUAGACAAUUGGUUUGUUCAAAGAGGUUUGUGUGUUGCCCUGAAAAGUAGAACUUUUUAUUCUGUUUUGGCUUUUUUAGGAACUAUUUACCUGUCCAUCCUAUUUCUAAACUGUAAGUUCCUCAAUAUUAACUUCUUGUUUAUUUACUGUAACUGUUUAAACAUCUCUAAAAGCAUAUUUUGAUCAAAGUGCUACUUAAAAUACAAUUACAUGAGAAUGUGUCUGCCAGUUGUGUAUCUGUCAUGUUGUCUAUGACUAGUAAUAAUGGUGAUACAUACUGAGCAUCAUAUCUAAUGUGUUCAGGAAGUGACUUCAGGAAGCUGUUUACUGAUAACAAUUAUUAAAAGUUUAGAAUUGAACACCAACUUUAUUUAGCACCUUGUCUGUCAUAAUCAGGAAGUUGGUCAUGAAUUAAUGCCACAGAGAUGUGUGAGACGUUACACUGCUGUGGCCUCUGAAAGCUCAUAGAGUUCUGUAAGAACAAUCACCAGUGUCUCAUUGGUCCUGAAAAUGUAUCCAUCAUUUUGUCCUUUUAUUAAUGAACUGAGCCACAGAUGCAAAAUAGA